Messenger RNA from Aspergillus homomorphus CBS 101889, 1494 nucleotides. RefSeq names its product Zn(II)2Cys6 transcription factor. Lineage: Eukaryota; Fungi; Ascomycota; Eurotiomycetes; Eurotiales; Aspergillaceae. The record is from RefSeq and is a predicted model, not a curated record. Gene Ontology annotation, biological process: regulation of DNA-templated transcription. Gene Ontology annotation, molecular function: DNA-binding transcription factor activity, RNA polymerase II-specific; zinc ion binding. The transcript has 4 exons. The coding region runs from base 1 to 1494 and encodes 497 amino acids.
AUGUCCCGAACACUUCGUCGUUCCUGUACUGCAUGCUACAAGUACAAGCAUAGCUGCGAUCUGCGCACCCCACGAUGCACGCGCUGCAUUAAGCGCAACGUCCAAUGCGUCUAUGCCAAUCAACCUUUGACAGCGCCGGAAAAUAGCGGAUCGGCCAUAGCGCCGAGUGAAUCCAGCACUUUGGCCAGCUACAGAUUCUCUGGUCUCGACCCUUUCGACUCCUACCCCCAAACGCGAUUACCCCGGGAACGAGUUCAACGUCUGAUCCAUAGUUUUCUGCACAAAAUCGCUUUUCAGUACUAUCCGCUUGAUCUCAACGCCACAACCAAUCCGUUCCUCAUUUCAUGGUGGCCUCUAGCUCUUGGCGAUCCGGCUUUGUUUCAUGUCUCCUUGCAGACAGCGUGUUUGGACGAGGAGCUGCUGGCUCAGAAGGGCUUUCAAGGCUCUGAGAUCCUCAUGACCGAUUCGGUGGCUUUACUGCGUCGCAAGAUCGAGAACCAGUCGCUGGCUGUGCAGGACGGGACUAUGAACUCGGUAAUCACCUUGGCAGCGAUCGAAUUCGGCAAGGGAAACAUCGAUGUUGCUGGGAUGCACGUCAAUGGAGUGAAGAAACUGGUCACCCUGAGAGGCGGCAUCAAUUCAGUGAGACAGACCAGCCCGUUGACUGCUCGAAUGAUCAGCUGGGUCUCGAUGAUUGUCACGGGUCAUCCUCAAUUCGACACCCAGGAUGAUGUUGGCAUCGGAGAUGGCAUACCCCCAAUUCCUGAAUGGCAAUUCAAUUCGUCGAGCGUUCUUUUUAUCGAGGAAAAAGCGAUUGACUUUCUCGGCCUCGUAAAUGACGAUGUCGAGUAUGCAGUUCGGAAUGUCUUCAUCCGUUUGCGCAACGCUUUCCAACGUGCGCAACAUAUACCCAUUCCUCCGACCCACCUUCACGACCUGACAUGUUUUGUCAUUCAUCGACUACUUCUGUCGGCUCCUUUAGAUACUACUGAGAGGAAUCCUGAGGAUUCGCUACCAACCCCAUCCCCCCUCACGGAAUGCGUCCGCUACGCCACCAUCCUCUACAUGUUCAUCAUCCAUGGGCCAACAUAUUACUCACACGCAGUCAUGCUGAACACGAUGGUCACGCGGUUUGUGCAAUAUCUGAAGCAGUCCGAUCUGACGCCCCAUGUACACACCCCACUUGACGUCUGGUUCAUGGCCGUUGGGUUAGUGGCUUCAACUGGGACUAACCCCUCCCAUUACCAAUGGUUCUUGGAGAGAGCCCGUAUGGUCGCUUCAGGUAAUUUACACCUGACGAAUUGGAGCGACGCAAUCAAAAAAGUCAAGAGCGUUCUCUGGCUUGACACAGUCCAGGCGGAUACGAUUUUCCGACCGCAUUGGGAUGCUGUUUUCAGUGAGGCGCCAGAUGUACCAGUGCACAGGUUGGAUCUAGCAGCUUGUGUUUCGUCGAGCAGGGCGCAUGAGGAUUUGAUGACAUAUAAUCAUGUCUGA